AUGAGUAAUUGUUGUUGUAUUAAUUUUACAAGAGCAGCAACAACACUAGUAUCCAUUCCGAAAUGUAGUAAUGCAACUGGAGGUGAAAUUAUUGUGGACGAUAUUAGUGAGUGUGUACAGUAUGAUCCGAAUACACCUCUUGUUCCUUGUUUAUUAGUUCCUAAUGAAUUUAGAGUUUGUGAUUUUCCAUUGACAUCUCCAAGUGCAAGUAUUCCAACUUGUGCCUAUGAAGAAUUUAUUGCACAGAAUGGAGCUUUUCAAAAUAAUACCAAGUAUGGAUAUGCUAAUUGUACUGUUCUCGCUAGUAUUGAAUGUGUGGGACCAAGAUCAUGGCAUCAACUAUUUCCAUGUAAAACUAUUUAUUCAAAUUUCCAAUUUGUGACAGCUUUGGUAUUGUCUGUAUUUGCUGGAAUUUUUGGAGCUGAUCGUUUCUAUUUACAGCAUAUUGUUUUAGGUGUUAUUAAAUUAUUGACACUUGGAGGGGUUGGAGUUUGGUGGAUUGUCGAUAUAGGUCUCCUAGUUGCAGGUAUCAUUGUUCCAGCCGAUGGUAGUAGUUGGCAACAAUAUUAUUAA
This is a messenger RNA of Naegleria gruberi, 573 nucleotides long. RefSeq lists its product as uncharacterized. Bases 1 to 573 code for a protein of 190 amino acids. The transcript has 4 exons. The record is from RefSeq and is a predicted model, not a curated record. NCBI's taxonomy places the organism in Eukaryota, Heterolobosea, Eutetramitea, Acrasida, Naegleriidae.